UGUACAGAGCUGUCAAAACAAAACUGAAUGUUAAAUUAAGCAAGCAGUUAAACAACAAAGUAAUAAACUACUAAGCGCGUUCUUAAUAAUUAGUGAUACUAAUAUUAUUGUUUGCUAGAUGUUUUCUUCCAUAUUUCCGUAGAACCUUCAAAAUGCCUCUGGAUUUAAUUGAAGUUCCCAGCACAGUGAACGCAAGCCUUGAUGGUGAGAUGAUGGACUACAAGCAUAUUAUCGCAACCACAGCUUCCAUCAGCACUAUUCUUCAGUUUCUCUCAGGAAUAUUGGUUUGUCGAAAAUUUAUGAAAAAGGGCACAACAAAUGAAGUCUCUUCUUUUCAUUUUGUUGCAGGCUUCUUGUCGUGUGGGCUGUGGCUUAACUAUGGAAUAAUGAUCAAUGACAGCAGUCUUAUCCUAGUCAAUGCUGUUGGUGCAAUUCUAUUUAUGUGUUACAUUCUCCUCUUCUUCUCCUAUACACUCAGGAAGACAACCGUAGUGAAACAGGUGUUAUGGGUGGUGACGGUGAUGGUGCUGGUACGGAUGUACGGAGCAUGGCUAGGUGAGGUGGCACAAGCUAAGGUCCAUCUUGGCUAUAUCGCCUGCUGUACCUCGCUCAUGUUCUUCGGCGCACCACUGGCCAACUUGGCGUACGUGUUAAGGGUGAAAAGCGCAGAAAGCCUCCCGUUUCCGAUGAUUGUGAUGACAUUCAUCGUAUCAUUGCAGUGGCUACUUUACGGUAUCAUUUUAGAAAACCCCAUUAUACAGAGCAGUGAUAGUCUUUAUGCCAAGGGCUUGGAAGGCUUGCCUGCAGCUUUGUUGAGGUUCAAGCCGUCAUUUUUUCUGCAGUAUGUCAGUGCUUUGCGCAGGGAGUUGCAGGCAGUUGCAUGCACUCCUUCUGCUGUAGCAUCACUGAUUAGGAGUGUUGUGUCGUCAGCAUACAUAACACAG
Homalodisca vitripennis (glassy-winged sharpshooter) is the source of this 944-nucleotide messenger RNA. RefSeq names its product sugar transporter SWEET1-like. The record is from RefSeq and is a predicted model, not a curated record. Gene Ontology annotation, molecular function: sugar transmembrane transporter activity. The transcript is spliced from 9 exons. Lineage: Eukaryota; Metazoa; Arthropoda; Insecta; Hemiptera; Cicadellidae. Gene Ontology annotation, cellular component: membrane. Gene Ontology annotation, biological process: carbohydrate transport. The annotation marks the transcript as partial.